This is a messenger RNA of Rotaria socialis, 363 nucleotides long. The record is from the annotation of a GenBank genome assembly. NCBI's taxonomy places the organism in Eukaryota, Metazoa, Rotifera, Eurotatoria, Philodinida, Philodinidae.
AUGUCUCAAAACUCAAAUAAUUCAUAUUUGUUUACUUUGACAACAACGUCAGCAUCAUUUUUUACAUCAGUAACGUCAACAACAUCUUCACCAUUAGCAAUUACAACUUCACCCUCGCCAUCAACGUUAAGGUUAACAUCUUCACCAUCACCAUCACCAUCAUCAUCAUCAUCAUCAUCAUCCAACAAAGUGAUUUCAUCCGACAAUGUUUCUCAAAUAAUUACAUGGAUCUUGAAUCAUAUAUCAUUUUAUGGAUUACGAGUAUUGCUUCAGCUCGAGACUCAAUUUCCGAUAAUAGGAUCAGCUGCAUCUUCAUCUAAACGAUUGGAUUUUUUUUGCGACAAUGAUAAAUACAGCCUGUAA